This is a messenger RNA of Fusarium keratoplasticum, 1776 nucleotides long. RefSeq names its product Cocaine esterase. The record is from RefSeq and is a predicted model, not a curated record. The transcript has a single exon. Lineage: Eukaryota; Fungi; Ascomycota; Sordariomycetes; Hypocreales; Nectriaceae. Gene Ontology annotation, molecular function: dipeptidyl-peptidase activity. Bases 1 to 1776 code for a protein of 591 amino acids.
AUGCCUCCUCCUGCAAUGUCUUUCAAACCCCCGAUCGAGCCCAUCGAUGCCCCCAAGGUCGGGACAGGUGGCUAUGUCGGCCUCAACCCUCACUCCGAGGUACUCCCCGCAGGCUGGAAAUCUGACCAUCCCAAAUCGCGUGCGAUACCCUCAGAUGUCCUUGUUGAGCACGAUGUUCCCAUCACAAUGCGUGAUGGAGCCAUCCUCCGAGCAGACGUCGUCAGACCGCCGGAUAGCGACGAGCCUGUCCCGGCAAUUGUUUGCUGGUCUCCCUUUGGCAAGAAGUUCAAUGGGCUCAUGUCGCUAGAUCUCAUGGUCCCCUGGGACCUGGGGAUCCCUGCAGGCACCUUGUCUGGCCUGGAGAAGUUUGAAGGACCUGACCCAGCUAACUGGGUACCCAGAGGCUACGCUGUUGUGAACAUCGAUUCACGAGGUACAGGCGAUAGCGAAGGCGUCAUGGUCAUCAUGGGCACUCAAGAGGCCGAGGAUGGAUACGAUGCCAUCGAAGCCAUUGCCAGGAUGCCUUGGUGCAGCGGCUCCGUCGGACUUGCAGGAAACUCGCACCUCGCCAUCGUCCAGUGGUUUAUCGCGGCACUGAGGCCGCCAAGCCUCAAGUGCAUCGCUCCCUGGGAGGGCUGUGGAGAUCUCUAUCGCGAGCAGUUUGCUAGAGGUGGCAUUUACGCCGGUGAUCUCUUUGACAAGCUCAUUGUCAAGUACAUGCUGCAAGGCAGGCAUGGUGUAGAGAGCUUCCGAGAGAUGUUCAAACAACACCCCCUCGCCAACGCCUGGUGGAACGACAAGCGACCGGACAUGAGCAAGAUCAACAUUCCGACAUACAUCACAGGAACCUGGACCAAUACAAUGCACGGUAUGGGCGCCAUUCGGGGCUGGCUCGAGGUCGACACGCCUGACAAGUGGCUGCGAUGGCAUCCCUGGCAGGAAUGGUAUGACCUGUGGGGAAACCCGCAAGCACAAGAAGAGCUCUUUUCUUUCUUCGGCCAUUUCCUGAAAGGCAACGAUAAUGGCUGGGAGAAAACACCGCGUGUGCGCAUUGCGGUGUUGAGGUUUGGCAACAAGGAGCCACAGUCCUACGAGAACAUUGUCGAAGAGGAUUUCCCACUCCCAAGAACAGAUUACAGAAAGUUGUUUCUCACAUCGGAAAAACGUCUUGUGCCUACACCUCAGCACUCUUCGCUACCGUCCCAUGUCUCAUACAACUCGGAAACAGACGACCGCGCCGAGUUCACCUACGUAUUUGAAGAAACAACCCGGCUUGUGGGACUUCCCAAAGCCGUGUUAUACAUGGCUUGCCCGACUUACGAUGACAUGGAUGUUUUUAUCCUCUUGGAGAAGCUGGAUGUACAGGGAAACGUCAUGUUCAACCUUAAUAUCCCGUGGAGCUCAAUUACCGUUUCAUCAUUUGACGACAUGGAGGAUAAGGACAAAACCGAAGUCGUCCUGUACCGGGGGCCAUUGGGGAUCUUGAGAGCAUCGCAUCGAGCCAUUGACGAGGACCGAAGCAUGCAUCCACACUGGCCGUUCCACCCCCAUGAGAAGGAGGAGAAGAUCGCGCCCGGCGAGAUUGUGAGGCUCGAUAUAGGGAUAUGGGCCAUGGGAAUCGAGUAUGAGGCGGGGGAGGCGCUUCGCGUGGUUAUUAGCGGACGCAAUCUGGGCGUCAGUAAUUUUGGAACCUUGGAGCAUAUGAAGAAUAAGGGUGUGCACAGGGUGUAUUGCUCUGAGGAAUAUCCAAGCCAUCUAGUGCUGCCUUUUGUCUAG